AUGUGGGGCGUUCGUCGACUGGCUCUUGCCGCCCUGGCGGGCUCCAGUGCGCUUGGGGUAGCGCUGCGUACGGGCGACAACGCAACCGAUUUGACCCUCCUGUCCAUCCGCGAAGCUGCUGCUCUGAUACAGGAGGGCAGCCUUCGGGCAACGCAACUGGUCGAAGCCUACUUGGCGAGAAUCGAUACUGUUGACGAGCGACUGCGCAGUUUCAUCUACGUCGCUCGUGAUGAAGCACUUGCAGCCGCUGCGCAGGUGGAUAAAGACAUCGCAGCCGGGCAGUAUCGAGGCGCACUCCACGGCAUUCCAUUCGGAAUCAAAGACCUGUAUUUCAGCGGCGCCAUUCCUACGACUGGCAAUUCCAGGCUCGACUGGGGGAAUCGCACCGAUCAGGUUGCAGCAGUCAUCACAAAUCUCGAGGCUGCAGGUGCUGUCCUGAUAGGCAAAAUGGACACAGGAGAAUUCGCCUCAGGGACUGUCAAGCUAUACAUGGAUCUUCCUCAUGACCUUGCGGCAAAUCCCUGGGAUCUGGAUCGAUUCGCUGGAGGCUCUUCCACUGGUCCUGGUGCUGGCGUCGGCGGCCGGACAACGCUUCUUGCUGUGGGCGGCGAUACCGGAGGUUCUGUCCGCCUGCCUUCUGCUGCAUGCGGCGUACAAGGUCUCAAGCCCACUUUCGGGCGCGUGAGCAACUAUGGCGCAAUCAGCAACACCUGGUCGAGGGACUGUGCUGGACCCAUCGGAUGGAAUGUGGAGGAUCUAGGUUAUGCAUUGGAGGCUAUGGGUGGAUACGAUGUCAGAGACUCGACAACAGUCAAAACAGCGCCUUUCAAAUUUGAUCCGAUUAUCCCACAAGACCUGAGUGGUCGCCGGGUGGGCGUCGUGAACAUCUCUAGCACGGAUUAUGCCGGCCUGCAGCCAGCUAUGCGUGCCGGCAUCGAGAAUGUCAUCAGCCUCCUGCAAGACAACGGUGCUGAGAUUGUUCCCACUAAUCUCCCUAGCAAACUUGCCGAGUACAACACUGUGGGUAGUCCGAUCUCAAACGUAGAGUUCCACGUCUCCAACUGGGAUCUCAUCAUGAGCGAUCCUGCCGCUGUGGGCCAGGGUACGAGAGACAGGCUGUCUAGAAUCCUCGAAACGACCGCCGUCGACUAUGGCGAGGCAAGAAAGCGAGCACUCGAAAUGACCUCUGAGCUUGAGGAGCUGUUUCGGGACUUCGAAGUCCUUGUGCUCCCAGGCACUUUCUACACCGCCGGUCUCUUCUCCAAGCCAAAAGAGAUUUCGGAUUUUAUGCUGAAGACCGCCAUGGUGCCUGCCUCGAUCACCGGGCAUCCCGCGCUGUCGAUGCGAGCCGGGUUUGAUGGUGAGCUGCCGCUCAACUUCCAGAUGAUCGGUCCGCUGUUCGAUGAGGCUGUAUUGAUCCGGUAUGGCAUGUUCCUCGAGCCGCUGAUCGAUGGUGUUGGGCCGAGAAGGGUGCCGAAAGUGCUGGGGUAA
Cyphellophora attinorum is the source of this 1491-nucleotide messenger RNA. RefSeq names its product Glutamyl-tRNA(Gln) amidotransferase subunit A. The transcript has a single exon. The record is from RefSeq and is a predicted model, not a curated record. Gene Ontology annotation, molecular function: catalytic activity. The coding region runs from base 1 to 1491 and encodes 496 amino acids. NCBI's taxonomy places the organism in Eukaryota, Fungi, Ascomycota, Eurotiomycetes, Chaetothyriales, Cyphellophoraceae.